Messenger RNA from Pararge aegeria (speckled wood butterfly), 2411 nucleotides. RefSeq names its product neurotrimin-like. Lineage: Eukaryota; Metazoa; Arthropoda; Insecta; Lepidoptera; Nymphalidae. Gene Ontology annotation, molecular function: cell adhesion molecule binding. The transcript has 12 exons. Gene Ontology annotation, cellular component: cell-cell junction. Gene Ontology annotation, biological process: cell-cell adhesion. The record is from RefSeq and is a predicted model, not a curated record. The coding region runs from base 192 to 1649 and encodes 485 amino acids.
AAAAGUCCUAGGAAGCUUUUUUAUUGUUAAUCCGAAUCCUACCUAGCUAUUAGGUUGCGUUUAGUAUCAUAAUGGAAUAAUGCUUUGAAAGACUUUCUCGUGAUUUUUUAAAUGUGAAGUGUUGUAAAUUCGUAAAAAGAAGGUAUCGAUAUUUUGUGGUGGUGUAAUUAAUAUAUAUUUUUUGGGCAAAAAUGGGUAGUAAAGUUUUAAUAUUAAUGUUAUCAGUGGAACUGGUAUUGUGUGAUCAAGAGUUUAAAAGUGUACCGGUUACUGUAAAAGCUUAUGAAAAUGACACCGUAUUACUGCCUUGCUACACGGACAAUACAGAAGGCGAUAUCCGCGUGCGCUGGUACAAAAACGGCACGCUCCUCGCUGACAGCCGAGACCCCAAUCUUCUGCUGCCUCUGCGCACGCGCAUGUACGCCAACUUCAGCCUGCAGGUCGACGAGCUGAUUGCAAAGGACACAGCUGAAUACACCUGUGAGGUGAUACGCCCAGAGCCAUGGGGUCCAAUUAGGCAAUCGCACACAAUAGAAGUACAAUACGCUCCCACCGUCAGAACACUUCCGGACGACAGUUUCCUGGAAGUGAAGAAGGGUGAAUACGUGGAUAUUGGUUGCGAAACCACGGGCUCUCCACCCCCUAUAGUCAACUGGAGAAAAAACGGUGAGCCCAUGGCGCUGUUGGAGCACAGGUCGCGGAUUCGAUUCCGCGCGGAGCACCGCUUGUUGGCCGGCGUGUACGAGUGCACGGCCAGCAACGGGGUCGGCGACCCGGUCACCGCAUCUAUUACUGUUAUAAUACAGGAUGCGCCGGUUGUAACAACGGACAGGAGUUUCGUCCACACAGCUCUAGGACUGCGAGCGGCGCUGGCUGCUAAACUAGAGUUUGCUAUACCAACUGCAAGGGCGGCGUGGUACAGAGAUGGGAAACCUGUUAAAACUGACGACAGGGUGUUAAUAAUGGUGAGGGACAACGUUCAUCAGUUGAUCUUCCGCAAUGUGAGGAAAUCCGACCUUGGCAACUACACGUUCCGUGCUGAGAACAAACUGGGCAUGGCUGAUGUGGCUUUCAAAUUGACAGGGGUACCGAAUGUGGCCUCUUUCAAAGUGGACCCCGUGCUGAAUAAGGCUACAUCUACUAGCUUCACGCUUAUUUGGGAAGUGGAUUCUUACUCCACUAUCAUUGAAUAUCACCUAUGGCUGCGUCCGUACUACGGGCGUAUUUCUACCCCGGAGCCAGAUGCCUUCACGACGGAGCCCCCGGCUAAUCUUUGGAGCAAGAUUGUAGUGCCCGGAGACUCCAGUGAUGGUCCUAUCCACAGCGCAACUUAUACAGUUAGAGGCCUCACUCCCUCCACAGUGUACGAAGCGAUAGUUACGUCCAGAAACUGGUUUGGUUGGAGUAAACCAUCGGCUGUUUUGCAUUUCGCCACCGAACCUGGAGCUGGGAGAACACCUCCAUCGACCUCAGAGUAUACAGAUAUCACACCGAUAUUAGAAGAGAUAGAAUUUCCGGAGCCGUUCAACAUAACACAGGCGCACGUUUUCGAACGGCUCAACGAACUGUCAAGCGGAGGGCGGGAAACGCCAUUUUGCAGCGCGGCCAUCUUAAUUUCAUUCUUGACAUUCUUGUUUUUCAUUGGAUGAUCCGAUUUUUUAUUUUUAUCGUUAUAAUUCUAUCAGACAGACUAUUUUGAAAAUUCUCAAUCGUAUAUUUUUAUUUGAUAAAUCAGUCCAUUAAUGUAAGUUACGUUUUAUUUGUACGUUCCUUUUCUUAGUAACAUGUGAUAAGGUCAUUGUAAAUAUUUUAUAUUUAUAUUAAGUUGCUCUAUAUAUAGAUAUAUAUCUACAUGGAUAUGUUGUAAAAUCUUUAUUCCACCACUUUUUCUUGGGAUCAAUAUUUUGGAAAGAACUUCUCCAUUUAUUAUAUACUUGCAUUAGUAUUAACAAUUUUACCAAAACAUUGUUUUCAUUUUAUUUUUGUUUUUAUUGCUGUUUUCAUCUAAGGUCAAAUACGAUCAGAGAUAACUAUAGAGACAGGGAAAAGCCUAUGGCCUUAUGGUUAAACGAUAAUUCACACGCGCACACAUACACGUAUUAAUGAAAACUAAUAUGAUGUCAUGUUGUUUUAAACUAGUUAGUUACUAGUUUUAUUCUUAAUCGGGUUUUUUAUUCGUAGUUAUUUGUAGUUACUAAUUCUUGAUGAUGAUAAAGAUAGCGGGGGUUAAGAUAACUGCUAACCUGUUACAGCAAUGUACUUGAGCGCUAACUUGUAACCUCUUUGUCGGUAACUAACAACAGACUAGAAAAAACCAGAAAUUAAAAAAAUCACAAAUUUUCCAUUGUAUUUAUGUUGUGCUCUUAAAUAAAAAUAAUAUUGUAUUCUUUUCUAAUUUAUAAUACAUUGGA